UCUCUCUUGCCAUUUAUUUAUACACCGACUUGGGAUCUUUUCUUUCGCUAUUUAGAGCUAGCUCUCCUUCUACUUGCUUCUUCACAAGCAUUACAAUGGUUCUGUUUCUCUCUCUCUGCUUAUCACUCAUUCUCUCUUUCUGCCAUGGCUCAGCUUCUGCUACUGUUCCUCCUCAGCCCCUUGAUGGACUUGUGCCGAAUGGAGACUUUGAAGAGGCACCAUCAAAAUCAAAUCUCAAGAAAACAGUAAUCAUAGGAAAAUACUCACUCCCCAAGUGGGAAAUCAAUGGCUUUGUGCAGUAUGUUUCAGGUGGGCCACAGCCAGGAGGCUUCUAUCUAGCCAUUCCACGUGGGGUCCAUGCAGUGAGGUUGGGCAAUGAGGCUUCUAUUUCUCAAAAUUUGAGUGUGAAGCCAGGUUCAAUCUAUUCCAUCACAUUUGGGGCCACUAGGACCUGUGCCCAAGAUGAGGUGCUAAGAUUCUCUGUCCCUGGGCAGUCAAGUGACCUCUCUCUUCAAACCCUUUAUAGCAGUGAUGGUGGUGAUACUUAUGCCUUGGCCUUCAAAGCAGUUUCUAAAGUUGUUAAGCUCACAUUUCAUAACCCUGGAAUCCAAGAGGAUCCUUCUUGUGGCCCUCUGGUGGAUGCUGUAGCAAUCAAGGAGAUUGUUCCUCCCAAGUAUACCAAAGGUAAUCUGGUGAAGAAUGGUGGGUUUGAAACUGGACCUCAUCUAUUCAAGAACUUCUCAACUGGAGUCCUCCUACCUCCAAAGCAAAAGGACCUGAUCUCACCUCUUCCAGGAUGGAUCAUUGAGUCCCUGAAACCAGUUAAAUACAUUGACAGGAAGCAUUUCUUUGUCCCCUCAGGACUUGCUGCAAUUGAAUUAGUAGCAGGGAGAGAGAGUGCCAUAGCACAAGUGAUCAGAACAGUUCCAAACAAAUCGUACAACCUCACAUUUACCAUUGGAGAUGCAAAGAAUGGGUGCCAUGGAUCUAUGAUGGUUGAAGCAUUUGCUGCUAAGGAAACCCUGAAACUUCCAUUUGAAUCACAGGGAAAAGGUGGAUUCAAAACAGCAAGUUUCAAGUUCCAAGCAAUAGCCACCAGGACAAGGAUUACAUUUUACAGUGCUUAUUAUCAUACAAAGUUGAAUGAUUUUGGUCACAUGUGUGGCCCUGUUUUGGAUGAUGUUAGUGUAUUUCCUAGUCCUUAUUAGCCAAUUACAGAUGGCAUAACAAUUAAUUAUGUGUAAUUUUUGGGCCGUGAGGAACAGGGUUUUUAAUUUGUCAUAGUCUUGAAAUGAAGUUAUGACGGUGAAAUGGGUCAUUUUGAAGAUCCUUUUCAAUCGUUAAGGGAAUGUUAUUACUUAGCUUCUUAAGAUAUUAAUAAACAUUCAAAAACAGUAUACUCA
This is a messenger RNA of Hevea brasiliensis (rubber tree), 1403 nucleotides long. RefSeq names its product protein DUF642 L-GALACTONO-1,4-LACTONE-RESPONSIVE GENE 2. The transcript is spliced from 3 exons. The record is from RefSeq and is a predicted model, not a curated record. NCBI's taxonomy places the organism in Eukaryota, Viridiplantae, Streptophyta, Magnoliopsida, Malpighiales, Euphorbiaceae. The coding region runs from base 96 to 1208 and encodes 370 amino acids.